CCCGUUUCCACGGUAACAGUUCAGCAAACGAAACGUUCCCUGACAAUGAACGGCUCCUCUUUCGAUGUUUAUAAGCAGGUUGGUAAAAAAAAAAACAAAUCUGGAGCAGAUCAUUGGAUUUGUGUGCGAGGUAAUGUUUUGAUGCUGUAGCAACGAUUUACGUUAUUUCGGCGUUUACAUUACAGCAUUGGUUAACUUGCACCGCUAAUUUGGGAAGUUCGUAAACAACCGAGUGAACUAUUAACAUUUCACGGCCAAUAACGUCGCUAGAUAAAUUAAAAUCAAUUGUGUUUUCACCACCCAUUGUUGAUUCUGUGAUAUUAGCCUUGAAGUCGUUCGUCUCAAAAGCCAGAACAAAAACGUCAUCACAAGCUGAAGGGGCCUAAGGGGCUGGAACAGACAAAAGUCAAAUUCGAAAUGAACAAUGACUAGUACAAGGAAUAAUGUGCCAGUUUUACCUCUAAUGUGGGACUCCGAUACUGAGAGUUUGGUACGAGAGGAGUACCAGCGAGAGCUCCAGGUGAGAACUGACCUCAUCUCUGCUGCUAAAUCCAAACAACACGAUGCGACUGACAUUGAAGAACCAGAGAAUUGUGAUGUUUAUGAUAGUCUGGAUCUGAAACCAAGAAAAAUGAAAGGACAACGUGACCUCCUGAGAGAAUCUACCCCUGAGGAUGAGUACGCCGACUUGCGCUACAACCCAAACUGGAGGAAGAAUCUGGAAGGGGAUCAUUUUCUCAACCAGCUAAAUACGAGACUUUCUCCCGACUCUUUUGAGGAGUCUGAAGACAGUCUUGAACCCUUGGAGAAAGUGCGUUUAGGUUGCAGACAGGAAUAUGUUGUUGUCAGUAAUCCACCCACAACUCAGAUGGACCGUGCUUUAUCCCCAACACCUUCAUCUCCUUUCCACCUGCACCCACAACAGGAAGACAUUAUCAAUUCCCACGAAUCAAAAAGUUCUUGCAUGUCCUCUGAAGGCACGCCGCAGGAUAAUGUAAAGCAUCUGAAUGUCAAAUCAGUUCCUCCCCAGAAGAGAAGCUCUCGACAUCCUUCUAAUCCAAGGCCAGGGAGAGCUAGAGAAGACAUUGUUGAAUGUAAUAAAGCAACUCUUGGUAUCAACAUACAUAAGCAGGGGUCUUACCUUAAAGCUCGUCAGCAGGAAGAUAAAACAGAUGAAACAAAGCAACCCAGGCAAACCUCCUACGAGACUAUCAGCACUCAUAGCCCGGAGAGUCAAGACAAUGUCUUGGAUCCCGAGCUGAUGUGGCUCCAAAAAACACAAAAACUGAAGCAGAGCCAUAAAGAAAAGAAGGAACUGAAGAGGAGGGAGCGAUCCAGCAACCACCAAAAUCAGCUCAAGCCUCCUGAAUCCAAACCCAGAGCGCACUUUGAACCCCUUACAGAGAGGCACGUCAUCAGCACUGAUCACCUGCCACAGGACUCUGAGGAAGUUUACACCCAUGACCCACCACAACACCAGUCCGGACAUCCAUCUCACACUCAUGCUCCACCGAACCUCAACCUUGACAUAAACCUCCACACAACUGCCAACCACACACAACCACUGAAUAUUUCCCAGAAAGAGACCCUUUUUACUCUUGUUUCUCAAGUUCUGCAACGGAAUAGGACUGAUCUAUUUAACCCACCCAUUUUACAACAAGGUUAUCCAUUUUACCCUUAUGUGCCUCCUAAUUCAGUAGGGCAGAUGGGAUUGGCUCCAAAAACUGUUGUAUCUUCACCAGCCCUCAAGUCUGGAGUGUUACAAGCCGUGGACAGAAGUGUUCCUCAGUGGCAUGCUGGGAAACCUACUCCCAAUACAUUUGAGAAGACAUCAUUCAAGAAUCACAACAGACUCAGGAUACCAGUGCUAAAAUUGCCCACGUCUUCUCAAGUGGAGGCCAGCCACUAUCCACCUGAGUUUUUGCCCAUUGAUGAGGAGAGCGUGGAACCCUGUGCGCUCCCAACACAAAUCUCUGGUCCGUACACAGUGCUGCCCCCUAUAGCCAAAGCUAACUGCAGCGACACUGAACUCUGCUCGGAUAGAUCAGAUCAGCAGUUGAAUCCAAUCCAAAGAAGCAGUUCAGAAGGUUACCUUUCACAGAUGGAAAAACACAGACAGCUGAAGGCAAAUUCAAAUUAUAAGGCUUAUACACUAAAGGACUACAAAAACAUGAAACAGGAGGUGAAACUUGGAGGUCUUGGACCAACAAACACAAUACCAGAAGCUGUGGCAGAGAAAAUUAGACGACAGAAGCUGUAUUCAAAUGUGAUCCGCGAACAGAACAAGAAGAUAAGUAGGAUUCCCUCUCUGUCGGCCAAGGACCCAGUGGGCAGUGACAAUAAGGACACCGUUCCCAGGAGGAAGGCUUUAGAAUAUGCCAAAAAUAUCGCAAAGCCCAAACCCCCUCCAAAGCCAAAGGAUAGACCCAGAGAGCAGAACGUGAGUGCACAACCUCAAUAUCCACAGGAAAUGGACCCAUUCAAUUUGGCCACUCUGGAAAUGUUGAGACGGCACAAGGAAGAGAAAUGUGCGGUGGCUCGCUUCCGAACCAUUCCCGCCAUUUAAUCUAGGGCCUUUAUUCACUAAAAAGCAACAUGUACAUGAGUUGUUUCAAUUGCACUUCUGUAGAAUCCCAAUUUUUCCUUGCUUUAACUCUGCUUUGAUUUUGUGUUUACUG
Carassius carassius (crucian carp) is the source of this 2678-nucleotide messenger RNA. Its product is annotated as jhy protein homolog. Gene Ontology annotation, biological process: axoneme assembly. The transcript is spliced from 8 exons. NCBI's taxonomy places the organism in Eukaryota, Metazoa, Chordata, Actinopteri, Cypriniformes, Cyprinidae. The record is from RefSeq and is a predicted model, not a curated record. The coding region runs from base 425 to 2566 and encodes 713 amino acids.